Molecule: messenger RNA, 498 nt
Organism: [Torrubiella] hemipterigena
Lineage: Eukaryota; Fungi; Ascomycota; Sordariomycetes; Hypocreales; Clavicipitaceae
Source: the annotation of a GenBank genome assembly
AUGGCUAAGAGCAAAUCUGCACCGGGCGUGCAGAACCGGCAUGUCUACAGCAGGGCUUCUUACCUGUAUCAAGCUGCAGCCUACCUUGCUUCGCAGGCUGGAGACCAUAAUCAACCAUCAGAAAAUGCGCCUACAACUGUUUCUGCCGGAAAACAAACCUCAAAUGCUAGCGACGUAGCAAAGGCAGUCCAAAAUACUUCUCGUCUUCUGCUGAAAGAUAUGAGAGAGGUGUCUUUAAAGGUCUUAAUCCGCCAGACUCCAGAACUAAAGCGCACCAUUUGCCGAUCUUGCGACACUCUUCUGCGAGAAGGCGAUACUUGCACAUCUAUAAUCGAAAACCUGAGCAAGCGCGGCGAGAAGUCUUGGGCAGAUAUUCUCGUCGUAUCCUGCCAUAUGUGCAAGGCUGUCAAGCGGUAUCCCUUGAACGCGAAAAGACCUGAGAGGAAGAAGCUGAGGCUAGUGGCUGGUAACCACGAAGACAACGGUCCUGGAGGCUGA